This is a messenger RNA of Mercenaria mercenaria, 1610 nucleotides long. Its product is annotated as DNA-directed RNA polymerase III subunit RPC4-like. NCBI's taxonomy places the organism in Eukaryota, Metazoa, Mollusca, Bivalvia, Venerida, Veneridae. The coding region runs from base 137 to 1297 and encodes 386 amino acids. Gene Ontology annotation, cellular component: RNA polymerase III complex. The record is from RefSeq and is a predicted model, not a curated record. The transcript has 9 exons. Gene Ontology annotation, biological process: transcription by RNA polymerase III. Gene Ontology annotation, molecular function: DNA binding.
AAACUGCAGAAACGCAUGCUUCUGACAACGUCUGAUGUUCCAGAUGAAAUAUUGCACAAAUUCUAGCUUUUUUUCGAUUGUAUCUGAAUCAGUUAGUUUUUGAGGUGACUUACCACAGAGUGCUACAUUGAUAGAGAUGGCAUCAGAUGGAGAUCCACCACAACUUCCUCGAGGCCUGAUUGGAAGAACAGGGGCACCAAGCGGAAAAGGGGCCAGAUUACCAUCAAUAAGAGGACCUCGGGAUCUGACUUUGGGUGGUGUACAGAAGAAAGUGUUUGUACCAAAUAUACCUGCUAGAAGAGUUAAAAAUGAAAGUGGAACUAGUGAUGCAGCAGCAGCAUCAACAUCAACAUCAAAGCCCAAUGACAACAAGAACCAGCGCCCCAAUUCUGGCCACAGCGGUAGAGGUCGUGACUCUGGAGAUAGGGGCAGGGGGAGGGGACGAGGGAGGGGGAGGAUGUCAGCUAAUGUUAUACAGACUCACUCUCUGUUUGAACAAGGUCCUACAGAGAAAGUAAACAAGCCAACUGGAGGUGGAGAUUAUACGUACUCUGGAGGAGGACGUGGAGGAUCUAGUUCUAGUCCAAAGAAGUCUGUAAAAAGAGAGAGGACAGAUGAGGAAACUAAAGAAGUUCUAGAUCAUCUUCUAAGAGAUGAUUUUAUAGCAGGUGGUAGUUUUGAGGAAGAGGAUAUCACACUGAUGCCAGUCAAACUUCCGAUAGAAAUCAAAGCAGAACCAUCAGAGGACUAUACAAAGGUCAAGGUCAAAUCAGAACCAAUGGAUACAGAUGAGGUCAAGGAUGAAAUAAAAGGUCAAAGUCAAAAGGGUGGGAAAGAUGAAAUGUUGAAAGGGAAACCCAAGGAAAGACAGAUAACAUGCAGUGAAUUGUUUACAAACCCAGUCAAAUCAGAGGAAGGACAGUUACUGUAUUUCCAACUACCAGACAUGCUACCUGGUCUGCCUGUAACAACAGAUGAAGACUUUAAGAAAAAGAAAACUACAGAAAAAUCUGGUAAUGAACAGGAAAAUGAACUAAGCAAGAAAAUGAGUGGAUGUAAUCUGGAUAACUUCAGUGAAGGUGUUAUUGGAAAGUUGGUGGUACGCAAGUCAGGGCGGGUACAGCUGAUGUUAGGCAACACUUACUUAGAUGUUAACAUGGGCACACCAUGUGGUUUUCUACAGGAUGUUGCCUCAGUAAAAGUGAAUGGAGAACAGGGUGAUAUAUCUGUGUUAGGACAUAUAGAUCACAGGCUUGUGUGUACACCAGACUUUGAAAUGCUACUAGAUAGCACUUGAUACAUAAUUCCAGUAGUUUAGAGUAUUCUUUUCCAUAACAGCAAAUAAGUCAGUAAGUGACUGUCUUCAAUACUGGCUGGCACAGAUGGGGGAAUAGUUAUUGUACAGAAUGCCAUUCUAUGAAGAUAGACUUUAUUCAAAUGUUACCAAGUGUGUAACAGCCUUUUGAUGGAAGGUACAUUCUGACAGUCACAGCCGAUUAGUAAUGGGACUAGGGAAGACAUAUUUGUCUUGUUAUAUGUUUUAUUCAUACUAGAAAACAGAUUAUCUGUUCUGUUAGUUGUUACUGAAAUAAAUGUUUUUGAAAAAUGAA